GAGAAAACAGACGCAAUUGCUGGGAUCUUGGCAGGGGCUGUGCAAUGUUGGCAGGACUGGCCAGGAAAAAAAAACAACCGGAGAGAGAAGUGAAAUGAGUUGUAGGACAGAGGGAGUCGGGUCCCUCACUAAUUACGUAUUGUCCGCAUCUUACUCUUGCAAGUGGCAAUUAGGGUCAAGUGAAUAAAAGCGGCUGGAGUUGUGGUGAGUUGGUAUUGUGCAGAGUGCCCGGGAAGAUGGCUGUAACACUCUCACAUGGAUGCCUGUUCCUCACUCUCAUUGCAGUAUCUCUACAGGGAGGAGUUCCUGGAGCGGGAGGAGUCCAGGGAACCUUAGGACGUCUCUUUCUUCCGAGCUCCUAUUUCCGUGGGGGAAAGGUUCCUGGAGUUGGUGUAUUACGGCAACAAGUACCUGGUACAGGAAAAGGAUUGCCUGGAUAUGGGCAAGGAGCAGCAUACCCUUACCAAGGAGCAGCAUACCCUUACCAAGGAGCAGCAUACCCUUACCAAGGUGGAACUGUACCUGGCGGUGGGUUAGCUGGUCUCGGUGCAGCAGGAUUACAAGCUGCAGCCAAAGCAGCUAAAGCAGCUAAACGUGCAGGUGUUGGUGGCAUUCCAGGUGCUGGGGUUCCACGCGCAGGUGUUCCUGGUGUUUAUCCAGGGAGGAGUCUUGGGCUUGGUGUUCUUCCUGGUGUCCCAACUGGAACUGGUUUGAAACCUAAAGCAGGUGUUGGUGGCCAGUACGGAUACCCAGCAGGUUAUGGUGGCUUUGGAGUAGGAGUACCCGUUGGUUAUCCAGUGUUCUCUCCUAAACUACCAGGUGGUUAUGGGAUUCCCUACAGCUCUGCAUUUGGUCCAGGAGCGAGACCUGCCUAUCCAGGGGGUGGAUAUGCUGGAGCUAAAGCUGCUAAAUAUGGAGGUGUUCCUGGAGGAGUUCAGCCUGGAGGUGUUGCAGGUGGUGUCAGGCCUGUCCCUGGAGCUUACCCAGGUUUUCCAGGAGCUGUUCCAGGACCUUACCAAGGUUUAUAUGCUGGAGCUAAAGCUGCUCAAUACAGAGGUGUAGCAGGAGGUGUUCAGCCUGGAGCAGGUGUUCCAGGAGCUGUCCCAGGACUUUACCCAGGUCAAUAUGCUGGAGCUAAAGCUGCUAAAUAUGGAGCAGGUGUUCCAGGAGGAGUUCCGGGUGGCAUUGGGACAGGUGUAGCAGGAGGUGUUCAGCCUGGAGCAGGUGUUCCAGGAGCUGUCCCAGGACUUUACCCAGGUCAAUAUGCUGGAGCUAAAGCUGCUAAAUAUGGAGCAGGUGUUCCAGGAGGAGUUCCGGGUGGCAUUGGGACAGGUGUAGCAGGAGGUGUUCAGCCUGGAGCAGGUGUUCCAGGAGCUGUCCCAGGACUUUACCCAGGUCAAUAUGCUGGAGCUAAAGCUGCUAAAUAUGGAGCAGGUGUUCCAGGAGGAGUUCCGGGUGGCAUUGGGACAGGUGUAGCAGGAGGUGUUCAGCCUGGAGCAGGUGUUCCAGGAGCUGUCCCAGGACUUUACCCAGGUCAAUAUGCUGGAGCUAAAGCUGCUAAAUAUGGAGCAGGUGUUCCAGGAGGAGUUCCGGGUGGCAUUGGGACAGGUGUAGCAGGAGGUGUUCAGCCUGGAGCAGGUGUUCCAGGAGCUGUCCCAGGACUUUACCCAGGUCAAUAUGCUGGAGCUAAAGCUGCUAAAUAUGGAGCAGGUGUUCCAGGAGGAGUUCCGGGUGGCAUUGGGACAGGUGUAGCAGGAGGUGUUCAGCCUGGAGCAGGUGUUCCAGGAGCUGUCCCAGGACUUUACCCAGGUCAAUAUGCUGGAGCUAAAGCUGCUAAAUAUGGAGCAGGUGUUCCAGGAGGAGUUCCGGGUGGCAUUGGGACAGGUGUAGCAGGAGGUGUUCAGCCUGGAGCAGGUGUUCCAGGAGCUGUCCCAGGACUUUACCCAGGUCAAUAUGCUGGAGCUAAAGCUGCUAAAUAUGGAGCAGGUGUUCCAGGAGGAGUUCCGGGUGGCAUUGGGACAGGUGUAGCAGGAGGUGUUCAGCCUGGAGCAGGUUUCCCGGGAGGUGUCGCAGGAGGUUAUUACCCAGGCUUAUUUAGUAGAGCCAAAGCUGCUAAAUAUGGAGGAGGUGUCCAGCCCGGAGCUAUAGCAGGUGGACUCAGGCCUCGCCUCGGAGCUUACCCAGGACUUGUCCCCGGACUUUACCCAGGAGUUGUGCCCAGAGCGUACCCAGGUCUAGCUGCUGCACAAAAAGCUGCAAAAUAUAGAGGAGCUGGGGUGGGUGUCCAGCCUGGAAUCGGAGUGGGUGUCCAGCCUGGAAUUGGAGUGGGUGUCCAGCCUGGAAUCGGAGUGGGUGUCCAGCCUGGCCUGGGAGUGGGUGUCCAGCCUGGCCUGGGAGUGGGUGUCCAGCCUGGCCUGGGAGUGGGAGUCAAACCUGGAGUCGGAGUGGGUGUGCAGCCUGGCCUGGGAGUGGGUGUGCAGCCUGGAAUCGGAGUGGGUGUCCAGCCUGGCCUGGGAGUGGGUGUCCAGCCUGGCCUGGGAGUGGGUGUCCAGCCUGGCCUGGGAGUGGGAGUCAAACCUGGAGUCGGAGUGGGUAUCCAGCCUGGCCUGGGAGUGGGUGUCCAGCCUGGAGUGGGAGUGGGUAUCCAGCCUGGCGUCGGAGUGGGUGUCCAGCCUGGCCUGGGAGUGGGUGUCCAGCCUGGUAUUACUGAAGUUCGACCCAGCCCUGCUCCUCUGACACCCCAACCAGGUAAACCUCCCAAGCCAUACGGUGCAGUGGGGCAGUAUGGACAACGUUAUCAGAGAGGUUUUGGUUGUGCAAACGGAAAAUACUGUGGACGAAGGAGAAAAUGAACAAAUAAUUUCAAGUGACCUCAAGAACUUUGGUGCUACUACCUGAUUGGGAAUGUAAAGGAUGGUGUGCAACGGAACUCUCUCCCUCUCAGCUAAGAAAACAUUUGUCUGUAUUCAUUAUCGAUAUGUAAUGGACCUUAUCACAGGAACCUCUGUUGUAGGAUAGUGCUGUGUGCUUCAAACACUCAGGGACCAUCUUACAUUUCAGUUUGUUGCUGUUAAUCUCACUGAUAUUUAGCACCAUCCUUGACUUAAUUUGUUUGUGACACUUUGAACUCCAGUAUUUCUAAGUUAUAAAAACAGUCUUGUUUGAUUUUUAGAUGCUUUUACUUUGCUUUACAAACUGUGCUGGGUGACAACUGAAUCAUACUCACCUCAUCAGUAUUUUGGUGCUAAUCGAAAUCCACUUUGAGGGUAGCAGAUGUGUUCGUCCAAAUGAUGGCUCCACCUAAGUGAGGCCUGAAGUGACUAAUGCAAAUCUAAAUGUUAUUCUUCUGUCUCUUUGUAAUCACGGGGAACGGGGCCAGGACAUAGGAUUUGGGAGGGGGGAACUGACAAUAUUCAGUUGCUUGGUUUGGAAAUGUACAGGACCUGAAAAACAUUAUGUCUGAUUGUAUUGAGUAAUUCCUUCAUUAUUGGCAGUGGUGUUGCCAGAAAUAAACUACCUCCACUGCUUCAAUGAAGCCCUGACCAUGACCAUUUCCAGUAAACUUUUCACUUUAAAUACCCAAUAACUACAAUUGGCAGAGGUUUUUUCUACUUUUUCUAUUGGAAUCAUCUCUUAGUUCAUCAAUUCGAUCCAAUUCUCAAUUUAAAAUAAUCUCCAUCCCUUUUCAAUUGAUGUUUCCUCCAAUUCAGAAGUCCAAAAUAAAAAGUCGAACCAUUUGAUUGUUUUAUGAUCAGGAGGCAGAACUGUAUCCAGUUACAGCAUAACAGAUAAUCUCAGACAGCAUCCUCUGAAAUGGAAAACACUGAAUGAGAUAUUGUAGGAACAUAUUUUUGAUGAGCUAGUUUGUGAAAAGAUAAAAGCCCACCAUUGCUACACUCUGCUUUCCCUACUUACUGACCCUUCAAUGUCUCUUCAUCCUGUUUUUGCUCUUUCUCCCCCCCCUCUCUUUUCCACCCUUGUCUUCACCCUCCUCUCGCUUUCUCAUUCCUUUCUUCUGACUCGCACCCUUCCUUCAUUAAUCCUACCCAUUUUGCCAUCCAAAUCCUUUUGAUAAGUGAGAUUGUUCUAAGUUGUGCUGUAGUAUGUUGUACUGUAUUUUACAUCAGUCAUUGUAUACUAAGUACUGUAGCAUACCAUGAACCUCAGUAUUAAUGUACUGCUUCAGAUUUGGUGUAAAUGCCCAUUCUCUACACCUUCAUAAGCUGUGUGAUUGAGAAAAUACUGGAUGGACACCAAUUCAGUAACUGCUUUAAUAAAGAGAAUUGUUUAAAUAAA
Messenger RNA from Callorhinchus milii (elephant shark), 4296 nucleotides. Its product is annotated as elastin. Gene Ontology annotation, molecular function: extracellular matrix structural constituent. The transcript has 57 exons. NCBI's taxonomy places the organism in Eukaryota, Metazoa, Chordata, Chondrichthyes, Chimaeriformes, Callorhinchidae. Bases 237 to 2852 code for a protein of 871 amino acids. The record is from RefSeq and is a predicted model, not a curated record.